CCUCAGGGAAAUUGUAUUCUUAAAAGAUGGAGGACUACCUGCGUCUUCUAUACCUAAAUUUGUCUGGGCGCCUGGGCCCCAACUGGGAUGGUGAGGAUCCUUGCACAGACUCAGUGGGCAAUGUGACCUUCCUUGUUGUAGCCUACAGCGCUCUGAUUGCAGUUGGUCUCAUUGGAAACUCUUGUCUGGUCUUCGUCAUUGUCCGUCAACGAGAGAUGCGUAACGUCACCAACAUUUUCAUUGCCAAUCUGUCCUGCUCAGACAUCCUCAUGGCCUUGGUGUGCCUACCUGUUACUGUCAUCUACACCCUGAUGAACCGUUGGAUUCUGGGGGAGGCACUCUGUAAGGUGACACCUUUUGUGCAGUGCAUCUCUGUCACAGUAUCUGUGCUGUCACUGGUCCUUAUUGCCUUGGAAAGGCACCAGCUCAUAAUUCAUCCAACUGGUUGGAAACCUUUGCCAUGGCAUGCCUAUCUCGCUGUUGCUGUCACCUGGGCUGUGUCCUGCUUCAUCUCCUUACCAUUCCUCUCCUUCAGUAUCCUCACUAAACACCCAUUCCAGAACCUGUCUCUGCCAUUUGACCCCUUCAUUGAUCACUUUGUCUGCACAGACAGUUGGCCUUCUGAGAAUCACCGUCUGGCUUAUACUACCUGCCUCCUACUCUUCCAGUACUGCCUGCCACUGCUCCUCAUUCUUUUAUGCUACCUGCGCAUCUUCCUGAGACUGCGCAAAAGGAGGGAUGUUGUAGAGAGAGCAGGAGGUGGUGAUGCAGUUGGCCGCAGAGGAGGCCAUCGCAGAGUCAACAUCAUGCUGCUUUCCAUUGUGGUGGCCUUUGGGCUUUGUUGGCUACCACUCACUGUAUUCAAUGCCCUCUUCGACUGGGAUCACGAGAGCAUCUCUGCCUGCUACCACAACCUCAUAUUCUCACUCUGCCACCUUUCUGCCAUGGCGUCUACCUGUGUCAACCCAGUUAUGUAUGGCUUCCUCAACAGCAACUUCCAGAAAGAAGUGAAGACCCUGUUGCUCCGCUGCCGCUGUUCUGGGGGUAGGGACAGAUAUGAGAGUUUUCCCCUGUCCACAGUCAGCACUGAGGUCUCAAAAGCAUCACUGCAGAGUGUCAGCAAUGGAAACAAUGCAUGAGGCUACCCAUCAGGACUAUGAGAUGAUAGGAGUUGUUCUCGCUGUCAGGCGUUCCGCCUUACAUAGUGAAUUUCCAAACUCUUUCUCAAACAGGAGAGAGCGUCAUCAUGCUGCUUCAGUGGUGAGAACUCUGACUCAGUAUCUAAAAUAAA
Messenger RNA from Spea bombifrons (plains spadefoot toad), 1291 nucleotides. Its product is annotated as neuropeptide Y receptor type 1-like. The transcript has a single exon. Gene Ontology annotation, molecular function: pancreatic polypeptide receptor activity; neuropeptide binding. Gene Ontology annotation, cellular component: plasma membrane; neuron projection. Gene Ontology annotation, biological process: G protein-coupled receptor signaling pathway. The coding region runs from base 27 to 1139 and encodes 370 amino acids. NCBI's taxonomy places the organism in Eukaryota, Metazoa, Chordata, Amphibia, Anura, Pelobatidae. The record is from RefSeq and is a predicted model, not a curated record.